AUGCAAAACGAUGAUGCUGGUCUUUUGACCAUUGAGAUAUUGGAUGCAAGCUUGAAGGGGCUAUUAGAGACGGAUUUAUUGGGAGAGGUGGUAAGAGAAGGGUCAAAGGAUAACGAGCAUAUGUUGAAUCAAUUCGACAUUUUGAAAAUAAACGAGCUGCAACAACUAGUUUCUGUAAAUCGUAAUAAAUUGUUAUUGCUCUCAAUGCUACUAGGAGAAGUAGUUUUUCAAGCUUUGGAGUGGGUUUUUGCAAUGGAAAUUGAAGGUGAUGUAGAUUUUCAAAAAUAUACUACUAAUAAGCAGCAACAGCAGCAGCAAGAAAGUUUACACAUAAUCAAAUUAAUAGCGAAAAAAGAGAAGAGAAAUAUCCAUGCUUUAUUGGCCAAACUCGGAUACGAGUGGAAGGAUGGGAAAUUUAGUCCAUUACUAAAAACCGAUAAAAAAAAGCAGCCAAGUUUGGGGAUAAUAGAAGAAAAAGAAGAAGAAGAAGAAUACCACGUUGAUCUUGACAAUUGGUAUUGUGAUUGUCGUGAAUUUACCCAGAAACUUAAUGAUAAUAGUCAACUACUUUGUAAAUCAAAUUUAAAAGUUAUUUCCUUUAAUGAAAAAAGUCAAAAUAAUUUACUAUGGCAAAUAUUGUUUAAACUGCCAUGUAAUCAAUUUCUUCCUAUUUCAAUAUGUCGCCAUUUAUUAGCUAUUUUUAUAGUGAUUUAUAAUUAUAAAAACUACGAAAAAAUAAUAGAGUAA
Messenger RNA from Lodderomyces oxycetoniae, 747 nucleotides. RefSeq lists its product as uncharacterized. Bases 1 to 747 code for a protein of 248 amino acids. The record is from RefSeq and is a predicted model, not a curated record. Lineage: Eukaryota; Fungi; Ascomycota; Pichiomycetes; Serinales; Debaryomycetaceae. The transcript has a single exon.